GUUGCUCUGAGCAUCCAGCCAUGUUGGGCCUCACAGUCCUCGCCGCUUUCCUGGCCUGCGCCUCCAGCUGCGGGGUCCCCAGCUUCCUGCCCAACCUGUCCACUCGGGUGGUUGGGGGAGAGGAUGCCAGGCCGCACAGCUGGCCCUGGCAGAUUUCCCUCCAGUACCUCAAGGACGACACGUGGCGGCAUACGUGCGGUGGCUCCUUGAUCGCCAGUAACUUCGUCCUCACCGCUGCCCACUGCAUCAGCAACGCCCGGACCUACCGCGUGGCCCUGGGGAAGAACAACCUGGCGGUGGAGGACGAGGAAGGGUCCCUGUAUGUGGGCGUGGACACCAUCCACGUCCACGAGAAGUGGAACUCCUUCCUGGUGCGCAACGACAUCGCCCUCAUCAAGCUGGCGGAGCACGUGGAGCUGAGUGACACCAUCCAGGUGGGCUGCCUGCCAGAGGAGGGCACGCUGCUGCCCCAGGACUACCCCUGCUAUGUCACCGGCUGGGGCCGCCUCUGGACCAACGGCCCCAUCGCCGAGGAGCUGCAGCAGGGCUUGCAGCCCAUCGUGGAUCACGCAACGUGCACCCGGAGCGACUGGUGGGGCGCCAUGGUGAGGGACACCAUGGUGUGUGCCGGGGGCGACGGCGUCACCUCAGCCUGCAACGGGGACUCGGGCGGCCCGCUGAACUGCCAGGCCGAGAAUGGCGCCUGGGAGGUGCGUGGCAUCGUCAGCUUUGGCUCCGGGCUGGGCUGCAACACCCACAAGAAGCCGGCGGUCUUCACCCGCGUGUCCGCCUACAUCGACUGGAUCCAGGAGAAAAUGCAGCUGUGAUUCGUCUUGGGGAGCCACGGCAGCCAGUCCCUACAACACCAAUAAACGUCCUUCCCCCUUGAGCAGCCUG
This is a messenger RNA of Carlito syrichta (Philippine tarsier), 897 nucleotides long. RefSeq names its product chymotrypsin C (gene CTRC). Gene Ontology annotation, biological process: proteolysis. Gene Ontology annotation, molecular function: serine-type endopeptidase activity. NCBI's taxonomy places the organism in Eukaryota, Metazoa, Chordata, Mammalia, Primates, Tarsiidae. Bases 21 to 827 code for a protein of 268 amino acids. The transcript is spliced from 8 exons. The record is from RefSeq and is a predicted model, not a curated record.